GACGCUUUGAACAUGCGCUAUUUCCGGGUGGGCGUGGCCUGGUGUCAGUGCUUCGCGGAGCCGCGGCUGGAGGCUAAAGCAUCAUGCGGUUCUACCUCCUGUUUCCCCUCCUGCUGAGCUGCGGGCUCGCUGUUGGUAAGUUCGAUGACUUUGAGGACACCGACGACAUUGCCGAGUAUGACGACAAUGACUUUGCGGAGUUUGAAGACACGAGUGAGGAUGUACCCCAGGAGACACUCCAGAAGGUCACCACUGUGCAGGACGAUGAGGAAGAGGCAACUGUAGAAGUGGAAGAUCAGGAUGAAAACCAGGAAGAUUUUGAAGAUGCAGAUGCAGCAGGAGAAGGAGACGCAGAAGGAGAGCCAUUUGAUGAUGAAGAAUUUGAAGGUUAUGAGGAGGUGGACAGACCUUCCAGCAGAAGCAAAGGUCCAAUUAAAAUUGUUAAUGUCCCCCAUCAUCUGCAGAACAGCUGGGAGAGCUAUUACAUGGAGAUUCUGAUGGUGACAGGCCUGUUGGCAUACAUCAUGAACUACAUCAUAGGCAAAAACAAAAACAGCAGACUGGCUACUGCUUGGUUCAAUUCUCACAAGGAACUGCUGGAGUCUAACUUUUCCCUGGUUGGGGAUGAUGGCAUCAAUAAAGAACCCAUCAGCACAGGAAAACUAACUCAGGAAAAUGAACAUAUCUACAACCUGUGGUGCUCAGGGCGUGUGUGCUGUGAGGGAAUGCUAAUUCAGCUAAAGUUCUUGAAACGGCAGGAUCUAUUGAAUGUACUUGCAAGAAUGAUGAGGCCUGCCAGUGAUCAAGUGCAAAUCAAAGUGACAAUGAAUGAGGAAGACAUGGACACCUAUGUGUUUGCAAUCGGUUCACGGAAGGCCAUGGUUCGGAUGCAGAAGGAGAUGCAGGACUUGAGUGAGUUCUGCAGCGAUAAGCCCAAGUCAGGGAUAAAGUUUGGGCUUCCUGAUUCACUGUCUAUCCUGUCUGAGAUGGCCGAGGUCACAGAGGGUAUCCUGGACAACAGGAUGGUGCACUUCCUGUCAAAUCAUGCCGACAAGAUUGAGUCUGUUCAUUUUUCGGAUCAGUUCUCUGGCGCUAAAAUUAUUCAAGAAGAGGGUCAGCCCCUCAAGCUGCCUGACACUAAAAAGACACUACUGUUUACAUUUAAUGUGCCUGGAAUCGGCAACACGUCUCCAAAGGACAUGGAGUCCUUGCUACCGUUAAUGAACAUGGUUAUUUACAGCAUUGACAAGGCAAAGAAGUAUCGUCUGAACAGAGAGGGUAAGGUGAAAGCUGAUAAAAAUCGUGCUCGUGUGGAGGAGAACUUUCUAAAGAUGACGCAUGCGCAGCGUCAAGAAGCUGCACAAACCCGCAGGGAGGAGAAAAAGCGAGCAGAGAAAGAAAGGAUCAUGAAUGAGGAGGACCCAGAGAAACAGCGCCGGCUUGAGGAAGCUGCUCUUCGUCGUGAGCAGAAGAAGUUGGAGAAGCGUCAAAUGAAAAUGAAACAGAUCAAAGUGAAAGCAAUGUAGGAGCAGCAAAUAACCUGGAGGAGGAGGGGAAGGCUGCUGCCUUGCAAGAGAGAAGACCCACAUCAAAUUGAAAUGUUUGAUUUUAAUGGAAAAUAAAACCUCAGGGCACCCAAAUAAUCGAUAAGCAAUUUAUACAACGAGUUCCACACCUGCCAUUUUUAAAAACCUGGCGAAAUGCGAUUUCCUUCCUUUUGCCCUACUACUCGCUUGAUUCUGCAUGAAACUCCGCCGUGAGCUGCUCUGGGGUUGGAUAUCACCUUGUCCAACCCUACUCCGACCACCAGCUUCUAACAGGACUGGAUUUGAACCCUUGAGAAUCAAAACACGGAGUUUAAACUGACGAUUUGAGCAGACGUGCAACACACUAAGCAGUAGAAUCCAGUAGUGACUUACUGUGGUAUUUUUGGGUGGUGGUAAUAAUAUCACUGAUCCAUAAUUUUACCAUGUAAUUUCCAGAUGGUCAUCAAUACAGAUGUGUUAGAUUUAUCACAGGUUUAUCAAUUUGUAUUUACAGAAUUAGAUUACUGAAGGAUCUAA
Molecule: messenger RNA, 2063 nt
Organism: Carcharodon carcharias (great white shark)
Lineage: Eukaryota; Metazoa; Chordata; Chondrichthyes; Lamniformes; Lamnidae
Gene: ccdc47
Product: coiled-coil domain containing 47
Exons: 13
Coding region: 84-1526 (480 amino acids)
Biological process (GO): endoplasmic reticulum calcium ion homeostasis
Cellular component (GO): endoplasmic reticulum
Molecular function (GO): calcium ion binding
Source: RefSeq, a predicted model, not a curated record